Messenger RNA from Letharia lupina, 738 nucleotides. RefSeq lists its product as uncharacterized. The record is from RefSeq and is a predicted model, not a curated record. NCBI's taxonomy places the organism in Eukaryota, Fungi, Ascomycota, Lecanoromycetes, Lecanorales, Parmeliaceae. Bases 1 to 738 code for a protein of 245 amino acids. The transcript has a single exon.
AUGGUCUCUGCACCCAAAAAUCACGACGAUGGCUAUCAAUUUCCUUUUCUCAACCUCCCAUCAGAGGUACGGCAUUGCGUCUACCGCUUCGUCAUGCCUUACACCAUCCGUCCUCGCCAAUUUCCAUUAGAGAUGAUCUUCGAAGCUAAAGACGUGCAAAAGCCCCCAAUCGCCCUCUUCCUCAUCAACAAACAGGUCCAUGAAGAGAUUUCCUACGUCCUUUAUCGAUACAGUCAUUUUCUCAUCUCGAUCAACCCCGGCAGAGUUACUUGCGUGGCCCUCGAGUCCUCAAUCAUCUGGGAACUAGAUCAGACGGAACGUAUGUCUGUGAGAAUGGCAAGCAGCAUCAGACAUGUCGAUAUUGACCUUGUAUGGGGGGAACGGCGGAGAAUUACCUCUGCUAUGGCGAUGAGUAUGCGCUUGGUCCCGCUUCUGGAGUACGUUUGUGAGCACCUGAGGGCUUUCCAAUGUCUGCAGACUCUCACGGUUAGAUGGAACAAGGGCGGAAUAUUGAAGUCUAGGCCCAGGGUUGAUCAGGCAACCUUCAUAUUGGAACCUCUAGAACAGCUGCAGGCGGACUUACCCGGUGUGCAGAUCACUGUUGAAGCUACACAGCAACCGAGCAAUAGUGAAACUGGAGACAACCCUAAUGACUUGGAAGCCUAUGUCAAAUUGCAGGACUACUUGUCAGAGCUCAGGAGAAAUGGGAAGCAUCCCAAUAUGAUGACAGAGAGUUAG